AUGACUUUGACCUGGGUAAGACGUAGCUUGUCAUACUGCAUGUAUGACUUUGACCUGGUUAAGACAAAGCUUGUCGUACUGAAUGACUUUGACCUGGGUAAGACGAAGCUUGUCGUACUGAAUGACUUUGACCUGGGUAAGACGAAGCUUGUCAUACUGAAUGACUUUGACCUGGGUAAGACGAAGCUUGUCGUACUGAAUGACUUUGACCUGGGUAAGACGAAGCUUGUCAUACUGAAUGACUUUGACCUGGGUAAGACGAAGCUUGUCAUACUGAAUGACUUUGACCUGGGUAAGACAAAGCUUGUCAUACUGAAUGACUUUGACCUGGGUAAGACGAAGCUUGUCAUACUGAAUGACUUUGACCUGGGUAAGACGAAGCUUGUCAUACUGAAUGACUUUGACCUGGGUAAGACGAAGCUUGUCAUACUGAAUGACUUUGACCUGGGUAAGACGAAGCUUGUCAUACUGAAUGACUUUGACCUGGGUAAGACGAAGCUUGUCAUGGGUAAGACGAAGCUUGUCAUACUGAAUGACUUUGACCUGGGUAAGACGAAGCUUGUCAUACUGAAUGACUUUGACCUGGGUAAGACGAAGCUUGUCAAACUGAAUGACUUUGACCUGGGUAAGACGAAGCUUGUCAUACUGAAUGACUUUGACCUGGGUAAGACGAAGCUUGUCAUACUGAAUGACUUUGACCUGGGUAAGACGAAGCUUGUCAUACUGAAUGACUUUGACCUGGGUAAGACGAAGCUUGUCAUACUGAAUGACUUUGACCUGGGUAAGACGAAGCUUGUCAUACUGAAUGACUUUGACUUUGACCUGGGUAAGACGAAGCUUGUCAUACUGAAUGACUUUGACCUGGGUAAGACGAAGCUUGUCAUACUGAAUGACUUUGACCUGGGUAAGACGAAGCUUGUCAUACUGAAUGACUUUGACCUGGGUUAGACAAAGCUUGUCGUACUGAAUGACUUUGACCUGGGUAAGACGAAGCUUGUCGUACUGAAUGACUUUGACCUGGGUAAGACGAAGCUUGUCAUACUGAAUGACUUUGACCUGGGUAAGACGAAGCUUGUCAUACUGAAUGACUUUGACCUGGGUAAGACGAAGCUUGUCAUACUGAAUGACUUUGACCUGGGUAAGACGAAGCUUGUCAUACUGAAUGACUUUGACCUGGGUAAGACGAAGCUUGUCAUACUGAAUGACUUUGACCUGGGUUAGACAAAGCUUGUCGUACUGAAUGACUUUGACCUGGGUAAGACGAAGCUUGUCGUACUGAAUGACUUUGACCUGGGUAAGACGAAGCUUGUCAUACUGAAUGUACUCAGCCUCUACUGGGUUGUCACUGAAGAUUCACCAACAGACAAUAAUACUACAUGGCCACUCAGCACCAGACAUGAUUGUCAAGAUCAUUGGAGGCUGCUGAGGGGAGGACGGCUCAUAAUAAUGUCUGGAACGGAGCGACUGGAAUGGCAUCAAACACAUGGAAACCAAUGGUUUGAUAUAUUUGAUACCAUUCCACUGAUUCCGCACCAGCCAUUACCACCAGCCCGUCCUCCCCAAUUAAGGUGCCACCAACCUCCUUUGGUCAAGACUUUGUUGUAUGAAAGCUCUCCAGAACUGUUUCAAAUCCUCUCUCUCUCUCUCUGUCAUCACCAGGCUUUGAUUGAUUGAUUGACUGACUGACUAAACCGGGUUGUUUUUGCUCCGUCACCAGGCUAUGUCCAGGGUAUGAGUGACCUGCUGUCUCCUAUUCUCUAUGUGAUGGAGAACGAGGUGGACGCCUUCUGGUGCUUUGUCUGCUUCAUGGACCAGAUGGUGAGACUGACAACAUAGAACUAGAUAUACUAGAACAUACGUAAUAUAGAAAUAUAAUUACUAUAAUGGACAAAGCCCCUCAGACCAAAGCAAAUUAAUUGAGGCUGUCCGUUCUAGUAAUUCCAUGUCUAAGACGGCACAGUUCUCCCUGUUUAUCAAGAGAGAGGCCAACUAGGUCAGUGUUGGUAGAGUGUGACCUGAUUACCUGACCACGCUGGGUUCCCAUGGUGCAUUUCACAAAGGAUGCAUCUAUGACCACUCCCCCAUAGCCUCCACCAAUGGCUGAGCAGAGCUUCAUGGUUCCACCAAUGGCUGACCAGUGUCUAUCAGCUGAGAAGGUGUGGCUGUCUUCUGACCAAUCAUUUCCACUCCACUGAGGUUACCGAUCACCCUCAUGCUUUUUGAUGCCACUCCUUGUCACUCCCUGCCCUAUGAUUUGUGUUCUAUUUCCCUUAGUAGUAUUAUCCAACCUUAUGACAUCACUACAGCUCUAUGAUUUGUGUUCUGAAUUAGUUUGUUUUUCUAUCUUAUUAUCCAACCUGUUAUAACACCAUCCAGCUUCCUGUCUGUUCUGUUACAACACCAUCCAGAUUCCUGUCUGUUCUCUGUUACAACACCAUCCAGCUUCCUGUCUGUUCUCUGUUACAACACCAUCCAGCUUCCUGUCUGUUCUCUGUUACAACACCAUCCAGCUUCCUGUCUGUUCUGUUACAACACCAUCCAGCUUCCUGUCUGUUCUCUGUUACAACACCAUCCAGCUUCCUGUCUGUUCUGUUACAACACCAUCCAGCUUCCUGUCUCUUCUCUGUUACAACACCAUCCAGCUUCCUGUCUGUUCUGUUACGACACCAUCCAGCUUCCUGUCUGUUCUGUUACAACACCAUCCAGCUUCCUGUCUGUUCUGUUACAACACCAUCCAGCUUCCUGUCUGUUCUGUUACAACACCAUCCAUCUUCCUGUCUGUUGUCUGUUACAACACCAUCCAGCUUCCUGUCUGUUCUGUUACAACACCAUCCAGCUUCCUGUCUGUUCUCUGUUACAACACCAUCCAGCUUCCUGUCUGUUCUGUUACAACACCAUCCAGCUUCCUGUCUGUUCUCUGUUACAACACCAUCCAGCUUCCUGUCUGUUCUGUUACAACACCAUCCAGCUUCCUGUCUGUUCUCUGUUACAACACCAUCCAGCUUCCUGUCUGUUCUCUGUUACAACACCAUCCAGCUUCCUGUCUGUUCUGUUACAACACCAUCCAGCUUCCUGUCUGUUCUCUGUUACAACACCAUCCAGCUUCCUGUCUGUUCUGUUACAACACCAUCCAGCUUCCUGUCUCUUCUCUGUUACAACACCAUCCAGCUUCCUGUCUGUUCUGUUACGACACCAUCCAGCUUCCUGUCUGUUCUGUUACAACACCAUCCAGCUUCCUGUCUGUUCUGUUACAACACCAUCCAGCUUCCUGUCUGUUCUGUUACAACACCAUCCAUCUUCCUGUCUGUUGUCUGUUACAACACCAUCCAGCUUCCUGUCUGUUCUGUUACAACACCAUCCAGCUUCCUGUCUGUUCUCUGUUAUAACACCAUCCAGCUUCCUGUCUGUUCUCUGUUAUAACACCAUCCAGCUUCCUGUCUGUUCUGUUACAACACCAUCCAGCUUCCUGUCUGUUCUCUGUUACAACACCAUCCAGCUUCCUGUCUGUUCUGUUACAACACCAUCCAGCUUCCUGUCUGUUCUGUUACAACACCAUCCAGCUUCCUGUCUGUUCUGGUACAACACCAUCCAGCUUCCUGUCUGUUCUCUGUUAUAACACCAUCCAGCUUCCUGUCUGUUCUCUGUUACAACACCAUCCAGCUUCCUGUCUGUUCUGUUACAACACCAUCCAGCUUCCUGUCUGUUCUCUGUUAUAACACCAUAAAGCUUCCUGUCUGUUCUCUGUUACAACACCAUCCAGGUUCCUGUCUGUUCUGUUACAACACCAUCCAGCUUCCUGUCUGUUCUGUUAUAACACCAUCCAGCUUCCUGUCUGUUCUGUUACAACACCAUCCAGCUUCCUGUCUGUUCUGUUACAACACCAUCCAGCUUCCUGUCUGUUCUGUUACAACACCAUCCAGCUUCCUGUCUGUUCUCUGUUAUAACACCAUAAAGCUUCCUGUCUGUUCUCUGUUACAACACCAUCCAGGUUCCUGUCUGUUGUCUGUUACAACACCAUCCAGGUUCCUGUCUGUUCUGUUAUAACACCAUCCAGCUUCCUGUCUGUUCUGUUACAACACCAUCCAGCUUCCUGUCUGUUCUGUUACAACACCAUCCAGCUUCCUGUCUGUUCUGUUACAACACCAUCCAGCUUCCUGUCUGUUCUGUUAUAACACCAUCCAGCUUCCUGUCUGUUACAACACCAUCCAGCUUCCUGGUAACCAUCUAGCUUCUGUUGUUUAUAACACCAUCUAGCUUCCUGUCUGUUCUGUUACAGCACUAUCCAGCUUCCUGUCUGUUCUGUUACAACACCAUCCAGCUUCCUGUCUGUUCUGUUACAACACCAUCCAGCUUCCUGUCUGUUCUGUUACAACACCAUCCAGCUUCCUGUCUGUUCUGUUACAACACCAUCCAGCUUCCUGUCUGUUCUGUUACAGCACCAUCCAGCUUCCUGUCUGUUACAACACCAUCCAGCUUCCUGUCUGUUCUGUUACAAAACCAUCCAGCUUCCUGUCUGCUUUCUGUUACAACACCAUCCAGCUUCCUGUCUGUUGUCUGUUACAGCACCAUCCAGCUUCCUGUCUGUUACAACACCAUCCAGCUUCCUGUCUGUUCUGUUACAACACCAUCCAGCUUCCUGUCUGUUUUCUGUUACAACACCAUCCAGCUUCCUGUCUGUUGUCUGUUACAGCACCAUCCAGCUUCCUGUCUGUUACAACACCAUACAGCUUCAUGUCUGUUCUGUUACAACACCAUCCAGCUUCCUGUCUGCUGUCUGUUACAACACCAUCCAGCUUCCUGUCUGUUGUCUGUUACAACACCAUCCAGCUUCCUGUCUGUUCUCUGUUACAACACCAUCCAGCUUCCUGUCUGUUCUGUUACAACACCAUCCAGCUUCCUGUCUGUUCUGUUACAACACCAUCCAGCUUCCUGUCUGUUCUCUGUUACAACACCAUCCAGCUUCCUCUGUUACAGCACCAUCCAGCUUCCUGUCUGUUCUGUUACAGCACCAUCCAGUUUCCUGUCUGUUACAACACCAUCCAGCUUCCUGUCUGUUGUCUGUUACAACACCAUCCAGCUUCCUGUCUGCUGUCUGUUACAACACCAUCCAGCUUCCUGUCUGUUCUCUGUUACAACACCAUCCAGCUUCCUGUCUGUUCUCUGUUACAACACCAUCCAGCUUCCUGUCUGUUCUCUGUUACAACACCAUCCAGCUUCCUGUCUGCUUUCUGUUACAAUACCAUCCAGCUUCCGGUCUGUUACAACGCCAUCCAGCUUCCUGUCUGUUACAACACCAUCCAGCUUCCUGUCUGUUACAACACCAUCCAGCUUCCUGUCUGUUACAACACCAUCCAGCUUCCUGUCUGUUACAACACCAUCCAGCUUCCUGUCUGUUACAACACCAUACAGCUUCCUGUCUGUUACAACACCAUCCAGCUUCCUGUCUGUUCUCUGUUACAACACCAUCCAGCUUCCUGUCUGUUACGACACCAUCCAGCUUCCUGUCUGUUACCUCUAUUCUGUCUUCCACAUGGCUACUGAAGUCAUCUAAAGGGGAUUUCGUGUUCAUGAACCAUUCAUAGCUUUAUAGAUACUGUAGCCCAGGGCUGGUCUAGGGCUGGUCUUCCCUGGUAAACAGCUAUACACACACUCACAGGUUAGGAUAAACAGCAGUCAUGUUAAUAUUACUCGGCUGAGUGGUCUUGUACCUGACAGGCCCUCAUUAUUCAAAGGAAACCCAAAGACCAUGUCAUCUCCAGUGCUCUGACUGUCAUCCCACCCAUUAAUACAUCAAACAUGGCUACAUCAGGGUUUAUUGAUAUAAACACCUGCCAGCUAGCAACUUGUUAGUGGGGAAGGGAAAAGGAGUAGAGAGCAUCAAUAUGGUGUGAUGUGUUAUGUGACUGGCCGACAGACUGGCUGGCCGACUGACUGGCUGGCCGACUGACUGGCUGGCUGGCCGACUGACUGGCUGGCUGGCCGACUGACUGGCUGGCUGGCUGGCCGACUGACUGGCUGGCCGACUGACUGGCUGGCCGGCUGACUGACUGGCUGGCCGACCGGCCUACUAGCUGACUAGCUGGCCGACUGACUGACUGGACACCCUUUCAAAUUAGUGGAUUCUGCUAUUUCAGCCACACCCGUUGCUGACAGGUGUAUAAAAUCGAGCACACAGCCAUGCAAUCUCCAUAGACAAAACAGUGGCAGUACAAUGGCCUUACUGAAGAGCUCAGUGACUUUCAACAUGGCACCGUCGUAGGAUGCCACCUUUCCAACAAGUCAGUUCGUCAAAUGUCUGCCCUGCUAGAGCUGCCCCGGUCAACUGUAAGUGCUGUUAUUGUGAAGUGGAAACGUCUCGGAGCAACAACGGCUCAGCCGUGAAGUGGUAGGCCACACAAGCUCACAGAACGGGACCGCCGAGUGCUGAAGCGUGUAAAGAUCAUUAGUCCUCGUUUGCAACACUCACUUCCGAGUUCCAAACUGCCUCUGGAAGCAACGUCAGCACAAUAACUGUUAGUCGGGAGCUUCAUGAAAUUGGUUUCCAUGGCCGAGCAGCCACACAUAAGCCUAAGAUCACCAUGCGCAAUGCCAAGCGUCAGCUGGAGUGGUGUAAAGCUCGCCGCCAUUGGACUCUGGAGCAGUGGAAACGCGUUUUAUGGAGUGAUGAAUCAUGCAUCACCAUCUGGCAGUCCGGACGGACGGAUCUGGGUUUGGUGGAUGCCAGGAGAACGCUACCUGCCCAAGUGCAUAGUGGCAACUGUAAAGUGAUGAGGAGGAGGAAUAAUGGUCUGGGGCUGUUUUUCAUGUUUCGGGCUAGACCCUUUAGUUCCAGUGAAUGUAAAUCUUAACGCUACAGCAUACAAUGAUAUUCUAGACGAUUCUGUGCUUCCAACUUUGUGGCAACAGUUUGGGGAAGGCCCUUUCCUGUUUCAGCAUGACAAUGCCCCCGUGCACAAAGCGAGGUCCAUACAGAAAUGGUUUGUUGAGAUCGGUGUGGAAGAACUUGACUGGCCUGCACGGAGCCCUGACCUCAACCCAUUGAACACCUUUUGGGAUGAAUUGGAACGCCGACUGCGAGCCAGGCCUAAUCGCCCAACAUCAGUGCCCGACCUCACUAAUGCUCUUGUGGCUGAAUGGAAGCAAGUCCCCGCAGCAAUGUUCCAACAUCUAGUGGAAAGCCUUCCCAGAAGAGUGGAGGCUGUUAUAGCAGCAAAGGGGGGGACCAACUCCAUAUUAAUGCCCAUGAUUUUGGAAUGAGAUGUUCGACGAGCAGGUGUCCACAUACUGUUGGUCAUGUAGUGUAUCUGUCUAUAUAGUAUACCUGUCUAUAUAGUGUUAAUGUAUUGCUAUGUUGUCUAAAUUCUCAGCACCAGAACUUUGAGGAGCAGAUGCAGGGUAUGAAGACUCAGCUGAUCCAGCUCAGCACUCUGCUACGACUACUGGACCUGUCUUUCUGGAACUACCUGGGUGAGGGGAAAACACACACACACACACACCACACACCACACACCACACACACACACACACACACACACACACACACACACACACACACACACACAGGGCAUGCUUAAAAAAGUUUUCCUUCCAGAAAAUGAAAUGUAGUGUUUCUUAUUGUAGUCCCGGUUGUCCAGUCCCUGCCUGUUUCAAUCCAUUUUCUUCCGUUCGGUGCCUAAUGAAUAACACCCAUUACUACCAUUUAGAAUCCACAGAAUGGAACAUUCACCGUGACAACGGAACACGCGUUCAUCCCCAUCAUAAGGGUACUAGAUAAUCAUCUUGAUAGAGCCAAUGAAAUAUUACCCCUGUGUGUUCUCUCUCUCUCUCUCUCUCUCUCAAGUGACGACACCACAUUUGUCUUCGUAGAAAAACAAGAGGUUAUCCAAGUUGAACUAAGACUUCCUAAUGAGAUAAAUAUGUGUGUUCCGUUCGGAGAGUCUUUCCUAUUUGCUAGAGGUUGUAGGGGUCAGCUGCAUCCCUAAACAGUCCCUGAUAAGUUGUGGUGAAUUAGGCUGUUUAAAUACGGCUAGCGCCACGGUGCGAUCUGAUUGGCACGAUGUUGAUUUAUCACCGCAUACUUUAUAAUCAUUCAUUUUCUUGAUUAAUUUGGGCUCGCUCAGCCAGCCUACUAAAACUGCUCUGCUGUUCGUUACCUCCCGGGAUAACAACAACCGCUCCUUUGGAAUUUAGAGAGCUUCCAAGAACAAUAAACCAAGUAAAUUCAAUAAUAUGUAAAUGAGUUGUUGUUAUUUAUCGCUUUAAUUUGAGCAGGGAAGAGGAGGAUGAGGAGGACGACGAUGAUUGUCUUUUUUUUGGGGGGGUGAAGAAGAGAUGGAGGGGUGGGAAGGAAAAAGAGGCUUAAGGUCCUGUCUCUAUGAUUGGUUGACUUAAUUUACGAGCUUCCACCACCUCCUCAACCCUCUUUCACCUCCUCACUAUUGACCUUCCUUCAUCUCCUUGAUCAGACAUACUCACAACUCUGACAACUUGGGAGUGGAUUUAACCCUCUCAGUGAUGGUUGGGUCUAAGACAAUGGCUUUUCAGCUCAUGGUGUCUGAAGACAAUACCCGAGAUGUUGGGUUCCCUUCAUUCUAACCUUCUUAUGAUGUACCUCUGCUAACGUGUGUGUGUGUGUGUGUGUGUGUGUGUGUGUGUGUGUGUGCGUGUGUGUGCGUGUGCGUCCAUCCUACAGGGGCCCAGGACUCCGGUCACCUGUAUUUCUGCUUCCGCUGGCUCCUGAUUCGCUUCAAGAGAGAACUGAGUUACCCUGACGUCCUGCGUCUAUGGGAAGUGAGUCACACACCUUCACCACGUUCAAGGCGUUGACUGUUAAUCAAUCGGCUGUUCCUCUAGUGAAUCGGUCAGCCCACACAGUCAAUUCAGCCAAUAAAUCAGAGACCAAUCAGUCGGUACAGGGAGCACUUGACCAAUCAGUGGGCUCUCUGGUCCUGCUGCUCCUCAGGCUCUCCUCCUCCUUCAAACUCCCCAGAGAUGAAUCAGUAACCUGAUUUAAAUGGCCCGUAGUUUAGUUUUAAUUUAAUCAUCUCUCCAUUGGUCCAGAGGCAUCGUGAGGAAACACAAGCCAAUUUAAGAUUCAUUUAAUGAUGUUUCACAGAAUCACAACAAUUUGUUUGGUAUAUGAGAAAUAAUGAUGCAGAUAUUGUAUAACACACACACACACACAGACACACACACACACACACACUGACUCUGAUUGUCUCUGGGUUGGCUUCAGGUCAUGUGGACUGGACUGCCGUGCCAGAACUUCCACCUGCUGGUGUGCUGUGCCAUCCUGGACUCAGAGAAGCACAAGAUCAUGGAGGAACAAUACGGCUUCAAUGAGAUCCUCAAGGUGCGUGUGUGUGUGUGUGUGUGUGUGUGUGUGUGUGUGUGUGUGUGUGUGUGUGUGUGUGUGUGUGUGUGUGUGUGUGUGUGUGUGUGUGUGCAA
This is a messenger RNA of Coregonus sp. 'balchen', 9448 nucleotides long. NCBI's taxonomy places the organism in Eukaryota, Metazoa, Chordata, Actinopteri, Salmoniformes, Salmonidae. The record is from the annotation of a GenBank genome assembly.